UAGCCCCUUCUACCAUUCGUCCUGGACACAUAUCUGUUGUCCUGUGUGGAGUGGACUUCAAAGGGAUUCAAUGGCUAAUGAUGUCCAGGUUGUUCCUCUCCCUGACAGAGAGAGUUUAAUCCGGUUAGCUGUGCUUUCUCAUGAAUAAUCCUUCUAUUUACCCACCUGUCUGUCCGUCCUUGAGCCCCGCAGCCGCUCUCUGGAAUGACGGUCGCCUGCUGAACGCUACAGCAUGUUUAGCUGGGUGGUAAAAGUUGUUCCUCAGCCCCCAGCACCUCCGGGGAAACUGGGAGAUGAGGCAAGUCCGAGCGCAACAGACACAGAUGUAGGCAAAAAACAGCAAGUUAAAGAACCUGACCCAGCCAAGCCCAAGGAGGCCUCAGAGGAGAACAGCUCUCAGAGUGGAGUUUUAAGUUGGCUUUCUCAUGGGUUCAGCACUGCCCUCCCUCAGCCUGUCAACACCUCUAAACUGGUUAACACUGAAGCUAAGCAAGAGGACAAUGCAGCGAGCAACAGCACAACUGGGAUGAUCGGCUGGAUUGUGCAGGGACUGGGAAAAGUGGUUCCACAGCCAGAUGAAAAAUGCAAAGGCCACACCGAGCCACAGGAGAUUACUGAGACUGCAGCUGCUCCAGCAGUUAAAGUGGAUCCACCUGUGUAUGAGGUUAAAGACCUGCAUGAUACUGAGCCCCUUCCUCAUAUCCCUGUGGUGGAAAUAGUGUCUGAUGAGGAGCCAGACACGGCAAACACAUCCUUCUCUCCCGGUGUGAUAGAAUGGAUCAAACAGGGUCUUGAGAAGGUAGUUCCUCAGUCUCCGGUUCACCUUCAGGCUCCCUCCAGUUCAGACGCUAAGGUCCUGAAGGCUGUUUCUGCUCCUGUGACACCCUGCAGACAAGCACCGACACCUGCUCCUAUAUCCACACCUGCACCUGCGCCUGCGCCUGCACCUGCAACUCUUGAACCACCCAAAGUAGUUGAAGACUCUAAAAGCGUGAGCAAAGAAAAGGAGAUGAAUAUGGUUGACUGGAUUGUACAGGGAAUUGGACGCAUAAUGCCACAGCCGGUACUGCCACCAAAAGAGGAGAGCCCUGAUGUUGUUCAAAACAUAUGUAUCCUGCAGGACACUUGUGAUAUGAUGCUGGAGGAGGUGGACUCAGACUGGGAGACUCAGCAGAAGGAGCAAAGUUCUGGACAGGACGUCCAGGCUGAAGAGCAGGUGCAUCAGGAGAGCACAGCCCUGCUGCAGGUGUUGCCCAACAUCGUACCACAGGUGCUGGCCAUGCAGCAGCAAGACGAUGCUGAGACCCAGACAGAGCGCUGGACGCCUCUUAUUGAGAGCAUCAGGAAAGAAGCAGAGGAGACUGCUAUUGCAAACUUAGAGGAGAGACUCCAGCAGGAACGCGUGGAGGCAGCUCGUAUGGCGGAGGAUCUGGCCCGACAUGCUGCAGAGUUGGCUGUCAGACAGCUGGAAGAAGAGCACACCAUACAGAUCAUCUCAGAGCCCAAAGAUGAAGAACAAGACAAUGAGAAUCAGUGCAAUGUGGACGUCUGUCCGGCAGAGCCCUCACCACAUCAAUCUGAAGCUUCAGAUCAGAUGACCCAUAGUCCACAACCACCCAAACCAUUAAAGACAGAAACAGCGUCUCCACCUGUGACCACACAACCUGAGCGUGUCACAUCUUCACCACUUGACAGGGACAAGGAUCAGGAAACUCUUGAAGAAAGCUGUGGAGAAUCCACCCAUGUAAAUCCAGCACUGAAAGUGGAGGACGUAGAGGAUGGAGAGAUGAUGGUUCCUCAAAUCAUUGUGGCCCCAGAGUCAAUGACCCUCACUGUUCCUCAACAAAAUCUGACGUCACGCAGAAAGAUUCCCCAAUCUGUUGGUGAUGAUGAUGAUGCAGGUAAAUCAAAAGCAAGUCUGGAGGAGGAUGUGAUCCAGACUGUUGCGCUCCGUGUGGAUGAAGGACCCGAGCGGCCCAUGUCUGCAGCCAGUCAAAAAAGUAUAGUGGUGAAUGAGCGUCUGCAGGAGCUGGUCAAGCUGUUUAAAGAGCGAGCGGAUCGUGCGAAAGACAAACUGAUCGACCCGGAUGAGUCCGAUCACGAGAGCCCAUCAGCAUCUCCAGCCAAAAAGGCAGAUGAAGCUCCACCUCCACCACCUCCAGAGGAAAAGAAAGAUGAAGGUGCAGAAGAGGAGAAAGAAGAGGAGGUGCAAUUCUAUGAGUUUAUGGGUCACAAUUUUAAAGUUCCCCAGUUCAAAAUGCCUCAGAUUCCUGAUUGGCUAAGAGUCAUACUGGACUACCGCUUCCCAUCUAGCAUUGACCAAUACACAGAUCUGAUCUAUGUAGUUUGGCUUUUCUUUGUGACGUUCGCUUGGAAUUGGAAUGUGUGGCUCAUCCCUGUGCGCUGGGCUUUCCCGUACCAGACACCUGACAACAUCCACUGGUGGCUUUUCAUGGAUUACUUCUGUGACACCAUUUACGUUCUGGACAUCCUGGUGUUUCAGCCCAGACUGCAGUUUGUGAGAGCAGGGGAUGUUGUGUGUGACAAAAAGGACAUGAGAGAGCACUACAUGCAAACUGAACGAUUUAAGAUGGAUGUGAUCAGUCUCUUUCCUCUGGAUUUACUGUACGUCUUCACGGGUGUCAAAUCAGUUCUGCGCUUUCCUCGCCUUCUUAAGUACCAUGCAUUCUUUGAGUUUAAUGAUCGUCUGGAAGCUGUGAUGAGCAAAGCUUAUAUUUAUAGAGUAAUCCGGACGAGCGCAUACCUGCUUUAUUCACUGCACUGUAAUGCCUGUAUUUUCUAUUGGGGGUCUGAUUAUGAAGGUUUGGGCUCCACCAAAUGGGUCUAUAAUGGCAAAGGAAACAGUUAUAUACGCUGUUAUUACUUCGCUGUGAAGACAUUGAUCACCAUUGGAGGUUUGCCUGAUCCCACAACCGUCUUCGAAAUCGUUUUCCAGCUUGUCAACUACUUUGUGGGAGUUUUUGCUUUCUCAAUCAUGAUUGGUCAGAUGCGAGAUGUUGUCGGAGCUGCCACAGCUGGUGAGGCGUACUACAGACACUGUGUGGACAGUACUGUAAAAUACAUGUCUUCCUACAAGAUCCCCCGCGAGGUCCAAAACCGUGUGAAGACCUGGUAUGACUACACCUGGAAGUCGCAAGGCAUGCUGGAUGAGCAGGAGUUACUCAUGCAGCUGCCCGAUAAGAUGCGUCUAGACAUCGCUGCAGAUGUCAACUACUCCAUAGUCAGUAAAGUAGCACUCUUUCAGGGUUGUGACAGACAGAUGAUAUUUGACAUGCUAAAGAGACUGAAGUCUGUGGUUUAUCUUCCAGAAGACUUUGUCUGUAAAAAGGGUGAGAUUGGCAGAGAGAUGUAUAUCAUCAAAGCUGGAGAGGUGCAGGUGGUAGGAGGGCCUGAUGGGAAGACUGUGUUUGUGACUUUAAGAGCUGGCUCUGUGUUUGGGGAAAUCAGUUUGCUUGCGGGUGGUGGUGGAAACAGACGAACAGCUAAUGUAAAAGCCCACGGUUUUGCUAACCUCUUCAUCCUGGAUAAGAAGGACCUUGCAGAGAUCUUAGUGCACUACCCUGAAUCUGAGAAGCUUCUGCGCAAGAAGGCCAAAAAGAUGCUGACCAAAGACAAGAAACCCACAGAAGAAAAGGUUAAGGAUACAGGCGAGGUCAUCCCUCCACGGCCAGAGACCCCUAAACUCUUCAAAGCUGCCUUGGAGGUUGCCAAAGGACAGACAUUCACCAAGCUGAAGGAGACUUAUAAAGGGGCAUCUCUGGAGCCAUCCACUCCUGCUUAUGGCAGCACUGCCACAGGUCCAAUUCCUCCUCCCUCCCCUAUCCACCGACGUUCACCGAUUCCUCGUUUUCAUGUGCCAGAUGAAGAUGACAUGGUAUCAGAGACGACAGACAGCACGGUGAUUAUCCGCAUGACUCCACGUGUUGAGGGAGAGGAGAUCCUCUCUGUGGAAGUCAGCCCAGCGGAGACAGUACAGCGGGAAGAGGAAGAACCAGGCAAAACUGAAAAGAAGUGAGAGUAAGGAAGAGGGCGAGAAAUGGAGGGAAAUGGUAGCAAGCCUGAGGCCCAUUUAUGCAACCCUCAUGUUCUUAUUUUCUUAUUUGGGCCACAUGUGAACCUUUGGGGAACAUUUUAGGCAUCUCUAGCUUUUAUCGUAAAAAUGACACAAACAAACACACAACGUGGGAGCAAUGGAGCGUAUCGGGGGGUUCCUAGAGGUUCUCCAAAUGUUCUGCCAUCUCAGAUACUCCAUUAUUGCUGUUUGAAUAAUAAAUGAAAAGGUGAUUUGAAUUUCUAAGCCAAAAACAUUCCCCUAUGGUUAGACAAACAGAGACUGUAGUUCCACUUCAAACUCACACCACUUAUUUAAGUCAUUGUUGCUCUGUCUAGAUGCUCAAACAAACUGAAUAAUGUUGAAAGCUACACAGAGGAAGUAUAUUUAGUCUACUGUAAAUAGUUUAUAGUUGUCUUUGCAUGUUAAAAUGGGAUUGUAUUUUAACAUUUAAACUGCUUCAUCAAUUGGGAUCCUAAGAUCAGAUUUAGCCUUUGAAAGAUGUGUAAUGGAAAGUAACUCUGACUAUAUUCCACAACACAGGCUGAACAAACUCCAAGACUGCUGCGUCAGUGUCCUGUUUUUACAUUAGUGGAAUCCCUCUUUACACAAUCUUAUGUACCCACAAGCACUUUUAUUUUGCAGUGCAACUGCUUAGUGUACAAUGUCCAUGUGUCCUUGGUCUGGCAUAUUUGUUUAUUAGUUGCACUUUGUUAUUGUUGGAGGAGCUUUGGUUUUGCAAUGAAGUGUUGCACUCCUUUCUCACGUGAAGAGAAUUUUAUGCAUUGUUAUAAAAUCAAGUAGUGUAAUAUGUCUUUUAUAUAUUGCUUCUAGGGAGCUGCACAAAUUUGUUAAGACCACUAAAACAUUCUGCAAUGAUUUGUGAAAGUACAUGAUUUAUUAUGUGAUGAAAGUAUGUGAAUGCAUGCUCCUAUCUAAUCUACUGUGAAGGGCCCUUACCUCACAUGACUCAUUUGAUAGCCUGCUGAUAUGUCCAGACAAUACUAAUCAAUUAGCAAUGAUUUUGACUGUUUCCAGGUCAGUUCAUGCUGAACUACCAGUGUGAAUGUGCUUCAAAUAAUCUAUAAAUGGAAAGUUACACAUACAUUUUGCAAUUAUUUCUUCAGAAGGUAAAUAGAUAGAGGGUUAGAUAUGUAUAAAAUGUGUGGAAAUAUGUAGGAACAGUAAUCUCAAGGAGACCCCAUGAGAUUCCCUAUCCAGAUAUACUUUGGGACCCACCAAUAAAAAUUUGUCCCAUGGUUACACAAUAACCCGGUAUGUAAAAUGAAUGGAAUUAAAGUAAAAAAAAUCUUUUUUUGCAUACUGAAUGUGAUACAGUGCAUGGACAGACAUAUGUACUGACAGAAACGGCACAGGAAGAACAAGGAAGUUUUCAUUGUCCCUUUCUUGCUCCAAAAGACCAGAAGCAGGAAAUAUGAAAAGGCGGUAAUCUAGGAGACAAUGCUGGGUUUACUAAGUGACUGCUGAGUGUAGCCUACACCUUAAAGCGGCAUGCAUGGAUUUUUAGGCUUGUGCUAGUCAGUUAAGUACAUUAAUAAACACUUGAAUGUAACUCAAUCAUGAUGAGCAAUAAUGACACUCAAGCAUUACAAUGAGUUCUUAUGUAAGAAUCCUGUAUAUUUUGUGACUCGGAUGUUUCCAUGGUUUCCAUGUUUUUUGUGUGUGUACGAUGGCCACAAUAAUUUUAAAGAUAAUCGCUUAAUAUUACUUAAAUGCACUUUUAAGUGCUGUGGGCUAUUUGUAUUUUGUGAAAAGAAUUAUGAAUUGGUAACCUUAGCCUAUUAAUGUUUAUUGAUAUAGCAUACAGUAAGUGUACACGUUUGAAAACAUAUAUGCUUUCAUAGUUUGCAUUAUUUCCUAAAUCAAAGCUUGAUCAAAGCAAAUCUUUUAGACUACU
Paramisgurnus dabryanus is the source of this 5990-nucleotide messenger RNA. The record is from RefSeq and is a predicted model, not a curated record. Lineage: Eukaryota; Metazoa; Chordata; Actinopteri; Cypriniformes; Cobitidae.